Chaetura pelagica (chimney swift) is the source of this 1038-nucleotide messenger RNA. It is a transcript of the gene ANXA1, whose product is annotated as annexin A1. Gene Ontology annotation, biological process: hepatocyte differentiation; cellular response to hydrogen peroxide; positive regulation of wound healing. The record is from RefSeq and is a predicted model, not a curated record. The transcript has 12 exons. Gene Ontology annotation, cellular component: plasma membrane; cytoplasm. The coding region runs from base 1 to 1038 and encodes 345 amino acids. Gene Ontology annotation, molecular function: cadherin binding involved in cell-cell adhesion; calcium ion binding; phospholipase A2 inhibitor activity. NCBI's taxonomy places the organism in Eukaryota, Metazoa, Chordata, Aves, Apodiformes, Apodidae.
AUGGCUAUGGUAUCAGAAUUUCUGAAACAGGCAUGGUUCAUGGAAAAUCAGGAGCAGGAAUUCUCCCCUCUGCAGAAAAGUUCAAAAGGUGGCCCUGGAGUACAGACAUACCCUAACUUUGAUCCAUCAGCUGAUGUUGUUGCUUUGGACAGAGCUAUUACUGUAAAAGGUGUGGAUGAAGGCACGAUCAUUGACAUCUUGACUAAAAGAACAAAUGCUCAACGUCAGCAGAUCAAAGCUGCCUAUCAGCAGGCCAAAGGAAAGACUCUGGAAGAAGCCCUGAAAAAAGUUCUAAAAAGCCACGUGGAAGAUGUGGUUGUGGCUCUGCUCAAAACUCCAGCUCAAUUUGAUGCUGAAGAACUAAGAGCCUCUAUGAAAGGGCUUGGAACUGAUGAAGCUACCUUAAUUGAGAUUCUGGUCUCAAGAAACAACAGAGAGAUCAGAGAAGCCAGCAGAUACUACAAGGAAGUGCUGAAGAGAGAUCUGGCACAAGACAUCAUCUCUGACACAUCUGGAGAUUUUCAAAAGGCUUUGCUUGCUCUAGCCAAGGCUGAUCGAUCUGAAGAUUUUCAGGUGAAUGAUGAGCUUGCUGACAACGAUGCCAGGGCCUUGUAUGAAGCAGGAGAGAAAAGGAAAGGAACAGAUAUUAAUGUGUUUGUUACUGUUCUUACUGCUAGAAGCUAUCCACAUCUCCGAAGGGUCUUUCAGAAGUAUACCAAAUACAGCAAGCAUGACAUGAACAAAGUACUGGAUUUGGAGCUGAAAGGUGAUAUUGAGAAUUGCCUGACUGCCCUUGUGAAGUGUGCCACAAGCAAGCCAGCUUUCUUUGCUGAAAAACUCCACUUGGCCAUGAAGGGCUUGGGGACACGACACAAAGACCUCAUCAGAAUCAUGGUUUCACGCCAUGAAGUGGAUAUGAAUGAGAUCAAAGGCUAUUACAAGAGACUGUAUGGCAUCUCUCUCCGUCAAGCCAUUAUGGAUGAACUGAAAGGGGAUUAUGAAAACAUCCUUGUGGCUUUAUGUGGAAGUGAUAACUAA